AUGACCAAGAAGAAGCCUCUCGCGAAAAGGCCGACCAAGCGCGGCAGGAAGCGCGCCCGCGAGAUCGAGCGCCAGGAGAAUCUGGCAAAGAAGGCGAUAAGAAAGGAAAACUAUCGCAACGAGCUGGCUCUCCUGCAUGGCGUCACGGACGGGUUUGGCCUCCGGUUCUGCGGCGAUAUCAUCAUCCAGCCCAGAGAAGAUGCCAUUCAGGCGGCCACCCAGGCUUCCGCGGCACCUUUUGACCCUUCCCACCGAGUGUUUUUCGUGAGCAGCGCCAGCAUCGCGGAACGGGCCAAAGGAAAGGAUGAAGGCGCGGGGCAGAAAACGAACAUGAGAUCAGCAGGCGCUGCCGUGGUUUAUAGACGACGUCCAGCGGAAACUAACCAAAUUUGGCAAAGAAACUUAUUUGGUCUUGGUGUCUCAGCAGGGAACAGGAAAAUCGAAGCCGGCGUUCUUGCCAUCGCAGAGUGUUUGGCCAUCGCCGCCACGGAGAUAACGUGCGCAAAGGAUCAACCGACCCCUCGAAAGGUCACCGUUUUCUCAGAUUGUCGAGCCGCAAUGGACAGGGUCAACAGGUUUCGCCGUGUUAACCGUACUGAAAAAGAACUAUACGGCGUACCUGUACACCGGAAACUCAUCACAGCUUCACAGUAUCUUUCCCGCCACCUCGGAGUUGAGGUCGAGCUGCGUUGGGUACCGGGGCAUUCCCGUGUCGAGGGCAAUAGACACGCUGAAGUUGCCGCUCAGAAGGCAGCGGCGAUACUUGAGAUCCGCAAAGGUGGUGACAGUCUUGAUAAGGGGCUUCAGGCGUUGAUUGAGAGAGCCACUCAAAGUGGAAGCAAAUGCUCAGAGACUCGGAGCACAACCCAAUUCAACGAACAUGAGGAUCCCACAAAGCCAUCGGCAAAUCCGAUACCCCACGAAUCAGGUUCAGCCCAGGCAAUUCCACCGGACCAUCAACAAUAA
Diaporthe amygdali is the source of this 966-nucleotide messenger RNA. RefSeq lists its product as uncharacterized. The transcript has a single exon. Gene Ontology annotation, molecular function: RNA-DNA hybrid ribonuclease activity; nucleic acid binding. Lineage: Eukaryota; Fungi; Ascomycota; Sordariomycetes; Diaporthales; Diaporthaceae. The record is from RefSeq and is a predicted model, not a curated record. Bases 1 to 966 code for a protein of 321 amino acids.